CCCCCCAAGGCCAAGGCAGCCGAGGAGGCCGAGGCUCCCCCGGCCAAGCGGGCGCCCAUUUUCUACGGGAGCCUGGAGGAGAAGGAGCGCGAGCGCCUGGCCAAGGGCGAGGCCGGGCUGCUGGGCAAGGAGGGCAUGAAGGCAGCCAUGGAGGCUGGCAACAUCAACAUCAGCACUGGUUAAGGAACAUCCUCUCAGUGGUCGGCACAGAUGCAUUAAAGAAGACCAGGAAAGAUGAUGACAGGUCCAAAAAGUCCAAAGAAGAGUAUCAGCAAACCUGGUACCACGAGGGCCCACGGAGUCUGAAAACAGCCAGGCUGUGGCUGGCCAACUACUCCCUGCCCAGGGCAGCAAAGAGGCUGGAGGAGGCUCGGCUGCUCAAGGAGAUCCCCGAGGCCACCAGGACAUCCCAGAGGCAGGAGCUGCACAAAUCCCUGAGGUCCUUGAAUAACUUCUGCAGCCAGAUUGGGGACGAUCGCCCGCUGUCCUACUGCCACUUCAGCCCCAACUCCAAACUGCUGGCCACAGCCUGCUGGAGUGGGCUGUGCAAGCUCUGGUCUGUGCCUGACUGCAACCUGGUUCACACCUUACGAGGACACAGCACCAACGUGGGGGCCAUCGUGUUCCACCCCAAGGCCACGGUGUCCCUGGAGAAGAAGGACGUGAGCCUGGCCUCGUGUGCAGCUGAUGGCUCUGUCAAACUCUGGAACCUGGAAAGUGAUGAGCCCGUGGCUGACAUUGAGGGACACAGCAUGAGAGUGGCCCGAGUGAUGUGGCACCCCUCAGGGAGGUUCCUGGGCACCACCUGAGGCCUGGAUGCCUUUGGCCGGGUGUGGGACCUGCGCACUGGCCGCUGCAUCAUGUUCCUGGAAGGGCACCUGAAGGAGAUCUAUGGCAUCAACUUCUCCCCAAACGGGUACCACGUGGCCACGGGCAGUGGGGACAACACCUGCAAGGUGUGGGACCUGCGGCAGAGGAAAUGCAUUUACACCAUCCCUGCCCACCAGAACCUGGUCACCGGCGUCAGGUUUGAACCCAACCACGGGAAUUUCCUGCUCACGGGCGCCUACGACAACACGGCCAAGAUCUGGACCCACCCCGGCUGGUCCCCCCUGAAGACACUGGCAGGGCACGAGGGGAAGGUGAUGGGCCUGGACAUCUCCCUGGAUGGGCAGCUCAUUGCCACCUGCUCCUAUGACAGAACCUUCAAGCUCUGGACAGCUGAGUAGCUCAGAGGGACAGGUUAUGGACUGGGACAGGGACAUUCAUGACUUUAGACUGCUUUUUUAUAUUAAAAAAAAAAACAACAGGAAUCCAGUGUGUUACAGCAGCUGUAGUCAUGGCUGCUCUGGAGUUUGGGUGUGUUUGAAGCACCACUGUUGGCCCGGGCUUGGUUGUUGUCAAGUCUUGGGAGUUUUCCCACAUUUUGGACUGAUUUUAUACUGCAGGUACCACUUUCUGCUGUAUUUUUGAUCCAUGUGCUUCUACCCUCCCUUCCAAGUUCAUCUCCCAGGUGUCCUCCAAACAUUUGCAGUAACCACAGAGCAUCUCAGGUUUGGGGUGUGGUUCAGCUUCUGUGCCCUUCUCACCUUCCUUUUCGGUAGGAGUGUGACUUCAGAUUUGAUUUGCAUUUAGAGAAAGAGCCCAGAGGGAGAGGAGUGGGUGCCCUCCUUCCCUGCCUCCACACUGGAUGGAGAUCUGCAUCCCCCUGGGUUCACUUACAGUAGAUGUCCAAGGGAAUCUCUUCCAGGUACCACCUUGUGUCCUCCUCCAUGAGUUGUCCCAUGGACUGGGUGUUGCAAAUCCAUUUCAGCAUCUCCUGUUUGGGGUUUGCUGUGUGAGGUCACUCAGUGUAGGAUUGUCUUGUUCUGCCCUGCCCUGGGGAGAGCUUUUGUUCUUGUUUGUUGUUUAAAUUGAGGUUUUGCAAAUAAUGUGCCCUGGAAGAUCUAAACAGGUUUUGAAUGUGUAUCCUGGGCUCUGGGUCUCACAAGGAAUGGAGAAAUUACAGGAAUUUCACAAUGCA
This is a messenger RNA of Zonotrichia albicollis (white-throated sparrow), 2023 nucleotides long. NCBI's taxonomy places the organism in Eukaryota, Metazoa, Chordata, Aves, Passeriformes, Passerellidae. The record is from RefSeq and is a predicted model, not a curated record.